GAUUUAACAUUUAACAUGCUUAAACAUUUGUUGCAGUUGAUCCGUGAAUUGGGGAAUAUCAAUGUGAAGAAGAAGGAGCCUCCUUUCUGUUAUCCAUACAGUCUAAAGGCCAGGGUGUUGGUGCUUUCACAUCUGGCCCGCAUGGAGGUGUCAGAGGAGUUAGAGGAAGAUCAGAGAUUUGUGUUGAGGAAGACUCCAGCUCUCCUCCAGGAGAUGAUCAACAUAGGCUGCCAGCUCACCAUGAUGGCAAACAGCAGAGGAGCUUUCCACGCUCCCAGACUGACAACCAUUGAGAAUUUUAUGAAGCUGACCCAAAUGAUCGUGCAGGGCCUGCAGGAGUCCAAGUCACCGCUGCUGCAACUGCCUCAUUUCGAAGAGGAGAAUCUCCGCUACUGCAUUUCAAAGAAGUAUAAGGUGCGGUCCCUGCAGGACCUGGUCAGUCUAAAGGACUCAGACCGACGCAACAUGCUGCGUUUCCUCGGGGAGGAGAAGUACGAUGAGGUCAUUGCUGUGCUGGGCAGCUUCCCUCAUAUCACCAUGGACAUCAAGCUCCAGGUCCUUGAUGAUGAAGACAGCCAUAACAUCACCGCAGGCUCAAUCGUCACAGUAACUGUUACCUUAACCAGAAAGCGUAUGGCAGAUAUGUUUGAGAAGGAGCAGGAAGCAUCAACAUGUCAAGGAGAAGAGGCUACCAAUACAGAGGAAGCAGGAGACACGAAUAAGGCCAAAACAAAAGUUUGGCAAAACAAGAAUAAAGGGGCCAAAAAGACAGCCAAGUCCAAGAAGAAGAAAUUGACCAAGAAAAAAGCCACGCCUGCUCCUAUUAAAGCCAAGCAGGCUAACGGCAAUGUGGCAGGAAAUGAAACGGCCGCUGUAGCAUCAUCUGCAGCAUCCGCAACGAAAGAGGAAGAUGAUGAAGCCUCAGAUAAGGGCAGCGAGUCAGAGGAAGGUGAAGCCAACAAGGACUCUCCCAGCGAAAGAGACGAUGAAAGCGACAAACAGAGCGACACUGAGGUUGAUGAGGGUGCUGGAGACGACGAAGAGGAGUGGGAGGCACUGCAGCAGAGCAUCCAGCGGCGAGAACGGGCGCUGCUGGAAACGAAGUCGAAGGUGACGCAUUCGGCCUAUAGCCUUUACUUCCCAGAAGAGAAGCAAGAGUGGUGGUGGCUGUACAUCGCUGAUCGCCGAGAUCAGACACUCGUCUCUAUGCCCUACCACGUCUGCACGCUAAAAGACUCUGAAGAGGUGGAGCUAAAGUUUCCAGCCCCAUCCAAAAGGGGCAACUAUCAGUACUCAGUCAUCCUCCGUUCCGAUUCCUACCUGGGCCUAGAUCAGAUCAAACCACUGAAGCUUGAGGUCCACGAGGCCAAGGCAAUGUUGGAUAACCAUCCGCAGUGGGACAUCCCCGACACGGAGGAGGAGGACGAGGAGCAGGAGGACAGCGACGGCAUCGAGGAGAGCGACGACGAAGACGAGGACAACGACUGAAGGGGCAGACGGGGAACGUGUUCAGGCCCCUCCCCCCCGGAGCGGAUGCCCAUUCACUAGUGACGAGGAGAAGCCGUGCCUGCCAUAAACAAAGCGAAACAAAAACCACACAAUGAAUAAAUCACUGAGGAAAGUUUAUACACCCAGAAGCCGCCACCGUUUUACUUUUCCAUCAUGAACUGUGACCCCACAUCUGUCUCGCCCUUUCUAAAGAGACUUGUUUCAUGGGGGAUUUCUGUGAAUACUAACAGGCCUGAGUGUGUGAGUAAAUGAGUGUGUGCUGUGUAAAGUGUAUGUGUUUGUACAGGAAUGAGAGCAGACCAGUUUGGACUAAAGGACCUAUUACUAUAAAAUGGGCUCUUUUCCUCGAGGCGGAUAAGUAACGGCUACAUCUGUUUGCAAAAACUAACUGAAACUGUAUGGAGAUUGUCUCCGGACUUUCUUUCAGUUUUUCAGUUUUUAAAAUCGUUCUGCACCAAUUUUUUCUCCACACCAGUGAUACUUUCUGUUGUAUAUCUUAUCUGCAGAGGUGAAUAUUAAAGAAACAUUUUGUCUUUUGAGUCCAGAGGGGCACAAGUUUAUUUUAUUGUAUUCCUUUUUAAAAGUUUUUGUUUUUCUCCUUGGCAUCACAACUGAUUUUUAUUUGUACAUUUUUAUGUACUUCAUAUUUAGGGAGAUGUCUGCGGAGAGAAUGGGGAGGAAAUUGUUUUUGUUGUAUUAAAAAAAAGAAAAACUGCUGGAUCUUGACAUAUUUUGCUUCAAACUAGGAGAAAAUGACCAAAUUUGCAGUGUUAAAAGAUAUGAAAAAUAUAAAUGCCCCAGCCAAAAUUUGAUUGGCUAUCAGUAGAUCAUAUAUUAAACAGGUUUCUUCUCCCAUUUUUAUUUAGUGUAUCCAGAUGAUUUCCCUUUUAUUAAUGCACCUUUGGACUACAAUAAAAAUCUGAAAGUUUAGGGUAAAAUGUUUUGAUUCAGAAAUGAGGGUAAUCUUUUUUUUUUCCUGCUACUUAAAAACUACCUCUGUCAAAGAACCUACAGCACACGUUUUUGUUUAUUUUCUCUUAUCUAAAUCGGAAUCAGAAUGUCAGAAAAUGGAAAUAAAAAUAGUUGCCUUUUUUAACAGUUUAAAUCACUUCAUCUCACUCUGAAAAACAAUAAAAGGCUUUUAACCUUUUGUGCCGACUAAGAUGGGGAUCUACUCUCGUAGAAAGGUUCUUUACAGGGUUUCCUUCUUGGUUUUUCCACAUUUGUAGCACAUUCCAGUGUAUGUCAUCGUCCUAUAAGGCCUUAUGAAUACAACUGAAGAAGAUUUGAUUUAUUUUCCCUGUUAAAAACAAAACAAAAAAACAUCCUAAGUGUUUCUUUAUAGUAAACUAAAAAUCCACACUGUCUGGGUUACAUAUCGGUCACUUUGUCUUGAGUUAGUAUAGUUGUUUUCAGAUUUUCGGUUAAGUACUUAGAAGAUUGAAUGUGAUGUUUCUGCCUGUUGGAAGUUAUUUUUGGUUUCAGACUAAAUGUCCUUUAUUUCUGACCACAAAGCAGAACCAGCUCACGUUUGACCCUCGUUUACCAAUCUGACGUUUACAAUGAAAGGGAGCCGUUUUUCAUUUAAAGAUUUUUUUCUCCGUUAAGAUGUUGAAUUAUGUAAUCCGUCUUGGUUUGUUGUGUUCUCUUUAUUUUACACCUUCUGUAAAAGAUCAGAGCUUUAUUAUCCAACUCUGUAAACUCAUUGAGUCGCUUACUUGGAAGUUUUAUUUCUUACUACAUUUCGUUAAGAAAAACUGUUCAUUAUUUUUUGUUUACCAGUACAUACUGGUGACACAUGUAAGUGUAGGAGAUGUGUUUUUGAAUAUUUGAGGCCAUGCUCCAUCCGUAGAGCACAGGCACAGAUAGUACCCCCCUCUGGUAACAGAUCAGAGUAGAGUAAGACUCCAGGUACUCAUACUUCUGCAACAGAAUGUAGCAUCCGUCAGUUUUCUGCAUGGGAGGAAAUUUAAACCCAAAAAGCUGCAUUGAGGCUCCGCCAUCCCUCCCAAGAUGAACCUUAUCCAGGUGAAUGAUAGUUUGGAGAAGCAACUACCCAAAUGACUAUGGAUCUGCCACUUUUGUUUACAAAGAAGCUGUCAUUGUAAAUGGGGAAAAAAUAUAUAUAAUUUGUAUUUAAAAUCAU
This is a messenger RNA of Cyprinodon variegatus (sheepshead minnow), 3655 nucleotides long. RefSeq names its product translocation protein SEC63 homolog (gene sec63). The transcript is spliced from 11 exons. Gene Ontology annotation, cellular component: Sec62/Sec63 complex. The record is from RefSeq and is a predicted model, not a curated record. Lineage: Eukaryota; Metazoa; Chordata; Actinopteri; Cyprinodontiformes; Cyprinodontidae. Gene Ontology annotation, molecular function: transmembrane protein transporter activity; RNA binding. Gene Ontology annotation, biological process: SRP-dependent cotranslational protein targeting to membrane; post-translational protein targeting to endoplasmic reticulum membrane. Bases 16 to 1488 code for a protein of 490 amino acids.